UUACCAAAUGAAUUUAUGUGUUGAUCUUUUUAAAAAAAAUAGUGAUUUAAAAAUUACAGCUGAAAAAGCAAUUGAGAAUUUAAUAACAAAAAUUGAAGAUGGCUCUCUUUGUGGUUUUUCUAAUAAUAUUCAAGAAAAUCUUUCAAAUUCUAAUUGGUGGAAAAAAUUACAAAAUUUGUAUAAAUUAGUAGAGCCUUAUUGCACAGCUUUAAAUAAAUUGCAAAAUGCUUUAGCCAAACAAGAAAAAAAAAUCCGAGAAACAAAUGUUGCAAUACAAGCUCAAUAUACAAAUUUAGAAAAUGAGGAUUAUUCUGAUAAUAAUAAUGGGCUUUUUAAUUUAUCAAGUGAUGAUGAUCUUUAUAUAGAAGAUGAAUCGAAUGAACUAAAUGAAUCUGAUUCUGAUAUUAAAUCUGAUGAAUUUAAAAAUCAUAUUAGAGAUAUUCAGAAUAUUAAUAAUUGGCGCUAUUUAGUAUCUUGGUAG
This is a messenger RNA of Dentiscutata erythropus, 481 nucleotides long. The record is from the annotation of a GenBank genome assembly. Lineage: Eukaryota; Fungi; Glomeromycota; Glomeromycetes; Diversisporales; Gigasporaceae.